Molecule: messenger RNA, 2125 nt
Organism: Phialemonium atrogriseum
Lineage: Eukaryota; Fungi; Ascomycota; Sordariomycetes; Cephalothecales; Cephalothecaceae
Exons: 3
Coding region: 41-1738 (565 amino acids)
Biological process (GO): proteolysis
Molecular function (GO): zinc ion binding; metallocarboxypeptidase activity
Source: RefSeq, a predicted model, not a curated record
CAUCAAUUGAGAAAUUGUUUCGCAAUAGCUCUCGUUGAACAUGCUCUCCCCGACCCAUCUAUCUAGACUCUUUGCCAUCUGCACCGCCCUCCUCCUCCUCGCCGCCUUCCCAACGACCGUAAGCGGAGCAACCGGUACCUUGACCCCGCGCCACGAGGCCUCCCGCAGCCAACCUCACCACGGCGACAGUCGAAACGGCGGGCACGUCUUCCCCUUUUUGCGAUGGCUCCGUGACAGCGCGGUCGAGGCCGUAUUCGGGCGGCCGGAGAGUAGAGGCGGGAGCAGAGGCGGGGCCGGUAGGGGGAAGGACGGCUCGGCCAAGCGGUACGGGGGAGCUACCCAGUCGCGGUACCUCGACGACGUCGUCGUCCGGUUCAACGUCACCAGCUCGGAGGAGGAGGGCGCCCUGUCGGAGGCGGCAGACAGGCUGUUCCUGGACGUGUGGGCCUUCACGGACGAGUACGUCGAUGUCAGGCUGCCCAGGGAUGACCUCGCGUCCCUCAUGACCCUGCUGCCGACGUCGAUGCAGCCGUCGGUGCUCAUACCGGACGUCGCGGCUGCGGUGUGGGCCACGUACCCGUCGGGUCCGUCCGAGAAGAAGAUCUUGGGGCCGGACUGGGUCGACCCGGCGAUGGUGAAGACGUCGACAGAUGGCGUAGACCAUGUCUUUUUUCAAAACUACCAGCCACUUUCGGUUAUAACAAGUUGGCUGCGGCUUCUCGAGGCCAUGUUUCCGUCAUACGUGCACAUGACCACCAUCGGGAAGUCGUACGAAGGGAGGGAUAUUAUGGGCGUACGAUUGGGGGCGCGCAGCGAAGGCAAUACUAAGCCUGGCAGCAGGAGGAAGACCAUCCUCAUUACGGGAGGCAUCCAUGCUCGCGAAUGGAUAUCUACCAGCACCGUCAACUAUCUCCUGUGGUCGCUCACGACAGCUUACGGAAAGGAACCGUUGAUCACCAAACUUCUACAAAACUUCGACUUCAUCUUCGUCCCAGUCGUCAACCCAGACGGAUACGAGUACACCUGGGAAUACGAUCGGCUAUGGCGGAAGUCGAGGCAGCAGACCAGCAUGCGGUUCUGCCGCGGCCUUGAUCUGGACCGCGCCUUCGGCUAUAAGUGGGAGUCGGCCAGACACCAGAGAGACCCGUGCUCCGAGAGCUACGGCGGGGAUCAGCCGUUCCAGGCGGUGGAGGCAUCCACGCUUGCCGACUGGGCCAGGAACGAAACCGGGCACGGCGUCGAGUUCUUCGGUUACCUCGACCUGCACUCAUACUCCCAGCAGAUACUGUUCCCUUACUCCUAUACUUGUUCCGUCGACCCGCCGAACCGCGAGAACCUCGAGGAGCUGGCCGCAGGGCUGGCAAAGGCUGUGAGGCUGUCUAGCGGGGAGUUCUAUGCCAUCCGAUCGGCAUGCGAAGGUGCCAUAUCGAGGGCUUACAGUGCCAGUGGCUCACUGUCCAGGAUCGAAACUGGUGGUGGUUCUGCUAUUGACUGGUUCUACCACGAGAUGAAGGCGCGUUUCAGCUACCAAGUGAGGCUAAGGGAUACUGGAACCUUUGGCUUCCUCCUCCCGUCUGAACAUAUCGUGCCCACCGGAGAGGAGAUGCUAAAUGCCGUCAAGUACUUUGGCGAUUACCUCCUAGGAAACAAUGGUAUUGAGAGUCUCUCGGUUGAGAAACAAUCAGAGGCAGGGGAUUCGGGCGAAUUGGUGGACUUGAAGAGGCGAAAACGGAGGUAGACCCUAUGGAUGUCAAAAUGAGAGGGCCAGGGCUAGAACGAAGGAGGGGCGGUUCAUUGCUUCCUUGUCUUAUACAUGCUCGGAAGUCAUAUCAUUGGGCCGACUGGAUCUGGAUGGGCGAAAGGCGUUAAAGGGGCUGGCUGGAUAUUAAUAAGUCUCCAGCCCGAUCAUCCGGGACAUGAAAGGGAAGGAACGGCGUUUAGGAGGAUGAAUGGAAUUUGAUUCGGUUACGAUGGUCGCCAUGUAUGUACUAUGCGUACAUAAUUGGAUGAUGAGAUCCAUUGCUGCUAGUCAGCCGCAGUCAUGGACGUCAGAGCUGGAAUCACGUAGGUAUACCAACCCACAGUUAUUUAACUGGAGGACAUUACUCCUAAAUGCAAGACAUCA